CCUCUGUGGGUCUCAGAUCGGGUACUUCCGGUGAGGUUCUAGAGAGUCCGGUCUCUGUGAGGCGGCUGCAGCGGUUGUAAACAGACCUUCCCCAGGGUUCCUAUCCUAAAGUUCCUGAGAGAAGCGGCGUCUGCGAAGCGGUGUCCAUAAUGUUCUCUUUCAACAUGUUCGACCACCCAAUUCCCCGGGUCUUCCAGAACCGCUUCUCCACACAAUACCGCUGCUUCUCUGUGUCCAUGCUCGCAGGGCCUAAUGACAGGUCAGAUGUGGAGAAAGGAGGGAAGAUAAUUAUGCCACCCUCAGCCCUCGAUCAACUCAGCCGACUUAACAUUACCUAUCCCAUGCUGUUCAAACUGACAAAUAAGAAUUCUGACCGCAUGACACACUGCGGUGUGCUGGAAUUCGUGGCUGAUGAGGGCAUCUGUUACCUUCCACACUGGAUGAUGCAGAAUUUGUUGUUGGAGGAAGGGGGACUGGUUCAGGUGGAGAGUGUCAACCUGCAAGUGGCCACCUACUCCAAAUUCCAGCCUCAGAGCCCAGACUUCCUGGAUAUCACCAACCCCAAAGCAGUAUUAGAAAAUGCACUGAGAAACUUUGCCUGUCUGACCACUGGGGAUGUGAUUGCUAUCAACUACAAUGAGAAGAUCUAUGAAUUACGGGUGAUGGAAACCAAACCUGACAAGGCUGUGUCCAUCAUUGAAUGUGACAUGAAUGUGGACUUUGAUGCUCCUCUGGGCUACAAAGAACCCGAAAGACAAGUCCAGCAUGAGGAGUCAACAGAAAAUGAAGCUGACCACAGUGGCUAUGCUGGAGAGCUGGGCUUCCGUGCCUUCUCAGGUUCUGGGAAUAGACUGGAUGGAAAGAAGAAAGGGGUUGAGCCCAGUCCAUCGCCCAUCAAGCCUGGCGACAUUAAAAGAGGAAUUCCUAAUUACGAAUUUAAACUUGGUAAGAUAACUUUCAUCAGAAAUUCACGUCCACUCGUCAAAAAAGUUGAAGAGGAUGAAGCUGGAGGCAGAUUCGUUGCUUUCUCUGGAGAAGGACAGUCAUUGCGGAAAAAGGGAAGAAAGCCUUAAGUCCAGACUGUUGGCUGAUUGGAAAAUAAAGGAAUCAAUUGCAA
Cavia porcellus (domestic guinea pig) is the source of this 1117-nucleotide messenger RNA. RefSeq names its product ubiquitin recognition factor in ER associated degradation 1 (gene Ufd1). The record is from RefSeq and is a predicted model, not a curated record. NCBI's taxonomy places the organism in Eukaryota, Metazoa, Chordata, Mammalia, Rodentia, Caviidae. The transcript has 12 exons. Gene Ontology annotation, molecular function: polyubiquitin modification-dependent protein binding. Gene Ontology annotation, cellular component: VCP-NPL4-UFD1 AAA ATPase complex. Bases 150 to 1073 code for a protein of 307 amino acids.